Messenger RNA from Naegleria gruberi, 1212 nucleotides. RefSeq lists its product as uncharacterized. The coding region runs from base 1 to 1212 and encodes 403 amino acids. Lineage: Eukaryota; Heterolobosea; Eutetramitea; Acrasida; Naegleriidae. The transcript has a single exon. The record is from RefSeq and is a predicted model, not a curated record.
AUGAUUUUUGUGGAAUUGGACAAUCAACCAAAGCAAAACAUUCAAUACGAAAUUGUUUCACCAAUACCAGCAUCAUCUAGAAAAAAGCAAGUAGAACGUUCUACUAUCAGCAAUGUAGCAACUUCACUUGAAUUCUCUACAAGUAGUGCAACAAGUAAUGAUGAUGAAAAAGUUGUAAUAUUUGAAGAGGAUGACGAUUCAAUUUUUGAUAAGUUUAUUGAAACUAAAGAAUUGGAAAAGAAACAAACUAUUUCCCCAGAAAUUCCACAAUCAUCAGCAGUUGUCGAUAAAAAAGAGAAUGAAACACCAGCCACCACCACUACAAUUACAUCAAACCAAAAUUCUCAACCAAGUCAAGAUUCUCCAGAAAUUGAUUUUGAUGAAGAUAUUAUCUUUUCAGACAAUGAGGAACAACAUGUGGAAAAACAACUCUUCCCUGAGGAAUCUGCACAAAAGAGUCAAGAAUCUGACUCUAUGGUUAUUGACGACCUAUCUCCUCUUAUGGAUGACAUAUUGAGCCAAUCAAAUGAAGAACCUGUAAAAAUGACUGAUGAGCUUAAUGAAGCACUCUGUACACAAGCUGUAGAUACACUCCUCACUCGUGAUGAAUCAUCUCAAAAAGAAGAGGUUACCAAGAAGGUUGACCAACCAGAACAAUCAAAGCAAAGUCAACCUCUAUCAACACCUCAAAAAUCAUCAUCUCAACCAAAAUCUUCACAAGAGAAGAAGGUGGCACCAGUUUUUACUCCAAAAUCCUCACAAGAGAGGAAACAGGAACAAAAAGCUACUCCAAAAUCCUCAACACAAGAGAAGAAAGUAAUUACAACACCAAAAUCUUCACAAGAAAAGGUAACAACUCCAAAAGCCUCUCAAGAACAAAAAGCCUCACAAGAGAAGAAACAAAUUACAACCCCAAAAGCAUCUUCACAAGAAAAGGCAAUAACACCAAAAUCCUCACAAGAGAAGAAACCAGCAACAAAUGAAAAUAACUCAACCAACAAGCCAGUCAAACAAUUAACACCAAAAACUCCUAUCUCAAUAUUAUCAAAGGUGAAGAAUUACAAAACACCUAACCCUUCACAAAAUCCUAGAGAGCAAGUUGCAGAAAAAUCAAAGAGCACAACCAAAAAGAGGAAGAGAGAUCAACUUUCUUCUAUCAUUGCUAAAAAGGCCAUCGACUCAUUGUCUUCCAGUAAGAAGAAAAAUAAAUAG